CCUAUGACCGCCUCUAUCACCAUGACUGGGGCAUACUCCUCAAGCUCAUCAACAUUUGCAAGAGAAUUAGACUCGUCGAUAGUCGUCGCUGAGAUCACGCUAGUCAUCUGAAACGCGUCCGCGAGCAGCUUUUACCAGGACCCCGCUCGACCUAGAACGACCCCGCUCGGAUCCCAUCGAUCUACCUGCCUGAAUCCAGAUUUCUGCAGCAAAAUCCAGCACAACCUUUCAGCCAGGCCCACGGAGGACAUGGCCAGGAAUGACCACAAUACACAAACGUUCGCAGCCGAGCAUUCGGGGUAUGCGAGGGACGACGAAGCGGUGACGUUUUGGGAACGGAGUCGACGGAGAGCUCAGGCGGAUCGGGGUAGUUGGGAUUAUGUAUUACGGAGCGGACUAGCAGGAGGAGUAGCAGGAUGUGUAGCGAAAACGGCGAUAGCGCCGUUGGAUAGGGUGAAGAUCUUGUUUCAGACUUCUAAUGCCGAUUUCAAGCAAUACGCAGGUCGUCCGACAGGUCUAUACCAUGCUAUGAAGGCCAUCCUCGCCGCCCAGGGCCUAAGGGGGCUGUUUCAGGGUCAUUUGGCGACGUUAUUACGGAUAUUUCCGUAUGCGGGGGUGAAGUUUAUGGCGUAUGACAAGGUCGAGGGGAUCUUGAUGCCAAAUAAGGAUAUGAGGACGCCAGGGAGGUUGUUCCUCGCCGGAAGUCUAUCAGGUGUAACAUCGGUAUUUUUUACAUACCCUCUCGAGCUCAUCCGAGUACGGCUAGCAUACCAAACCGAACGACAAUCGCUACCCGACGUGAUCCGGGCGAUCUAUCGCGAAAACCAUCCUCUUACCCCUGCAAGCUCUGCAUCAUCAUCAUCAUCAACAACGACGACAAUACGGCCGAAUGCACGAUCACCUAUGCUCUCGGCACGAAUACCUAUCAUCAACCAUUUCGUACCCUUCUACCGAGGAUUCUCGGUCACGAUUGUCGGCAUGAUCCCUUAUGCCGGGGUGUCAUUCUUGACCUACGGUACACUUCAACGACACCUCCCCACCUAUUUCCCGAGUCUGAGCAGACACAAGACCUGGUCAGACCUCAUGUGCGGAGCAAUAGCGGGCGCGGUCAGUCAGACGGCUUCGUAUCCGUUCGAGGUGGUCAGACGGAGGAUGCAGGUCGGGGGUGUGAGAGCGGGACCGGCAAAGGCGACCGGGGUGGUAGAUGGGAUCACGUGGAGACAGGCGGUGAGGAUGAUCUGGCAAGAGGGCAAGGGCAAGGUCGGGCGUGGGUUUUACGUCGGGUUGAGUAUUGGGUAUAUCAAGGUGAUACCCCUGACAGCAUUUUCGUUCUCGACCUGGCAAUUUCUCAAACGAGCCAUGGAGAUUUGAAGCAGGACCGCAUCUCAUCAUCACCAAGCGCAGAGAGGACACGCAUCAUCAUUGCAUCGAUUUGUAAUCCAACUAUUUGUAGCCAAAUCAUAUUGCUGGCCAUGGGU
This is a messenger RNA of Filobasidium floriforme, 1478 nucleotides long. RefSeq names its product mitochondrial carrier domain-containing protein. Bases 250 to 1371 code for a protein of 373 amino acids. The record is from RefSeq and is a predicted model, not a curated record. NCBI's taxonomy places the organism in Eukaryota, Fungi, Basidiomycota, Tremellomycetes, Filobasidiales, Filobasidiaceae. Gene Ontology annotation, biological process: transmembrane transport. The transcript is spliced from 7 exons.